Contarinia nasturtii (swede midge) is the source of this 3323-nucleotide messenger RNA. RefSeq names its product protein RUFY3. The transcript has 9 exons. Gene Ontology annotation, cellular component: cytoplasm. Lineage: Eukaryota; Metazoa; Arthropoda; Insecta; Diptera; Cecidomyiidae. Gene Ontology annotation, molecular function: metal ion binding. The coding region runs from base 670 to 2790 and encodes 706 amino acids. The record is from RefSeq and is a predicted model, not a curated record.
UCGAUUGGGAAUGUGCCGAAGAGUUGACAGUUGAUAUAAAGUAAGCCAAAGAAAAAAAAAUCCAGAUAAUUAUUGAGAAGGAAUCACAUUUUUGGUUUGUAUAUCAAUCCGUUUGAUUUGAUUGACGGUUUUGAUUUGGUGAAAUUAACGAAAUAGAAUAAAAUGACCCAAUCCACGUACCGAAUUCUUCAGUUCCAUCGGAUGUAAACAAUAAACACAGUGUUAUUGGAUUUGCGCAAUUCGAACAACAAUUCUGACAGCCAGCCAUGUGAAACCGUUUACACACGCUUUGCACAUUAAUUCAAUGCGACAUUGGAUUGUCACACAGUCUUUAUACCAUUUAUGCAUGGCGCCAGCGCAUAAACACUCAAACACCAUGAGCGCCCUUCUUUUUAUUUUUGCGAUAGCCACAUAAACACACUCAUUCAUAUAUCCACACAUAUAUAAGCGUUCAUAUUAUACGCGAAUGCAAUGGACGAGUGAGUCGUUUGUUAGAAGAAUACACAUUGAGUGUGAUACAACAACUGGGUGGAAAAAAAUCGAUAUUUAAAAAGUCAAACGCAGUAAACGACAAACCUAAGAGGAAUACAGAGAAGAAGGAAAACCAAAGCAACACUUGUAUUCCAUUUAUUUUGACGCUGUCAGAAGUGUUCGAAUGUAGUAGCAAAGAUGCGAGGUGGCUCAAGUAAUAACGCAAACAACAACAAUAACAAUAACACCAGUCACAAUAAUAAUUCGACAAUGAUAACGUUGCCCAGAGGAAAUCAGGAUAUGGAAGAAGUGGCUGGCGCACAAGAUACAAUUUAUUUGUGCAAUUUUCGUGUAUCGGUGGAUGGUGAAUGGUUGUGCUUAAAGGAAUUACAAGAUUUAGAUAUACAGGAGAGUUCAAAUGCGCAAAACGAUGAAGCUGGAACGAUGGCUAACUUUGGUAUUGCAAACAAUAAAUGCGAAGACAAAUUGGAUCGUGAUUGGGUCAAUUACUCACGGGACCCAGCAGCGAUUGAACGCAGCAAUUUGGUGAAUAUAUGCAAGCUUGUUGUUAAGGAAUUGUUGGAGCAAUCGAUUCGAUUUGGACGAAUGCUCGAUUCAGAUCAUUUGCCGUUGCAGCAUUUUUUCAUUGUACUUGAGCAUGUGCUGCGACAUGGGCUAAAGCCAAAGAAAGGUUUGCUCGGUCCGAAAAAAGAGCUCUGGGAUAUUUUACAGAGUGUUGAAAAAUACUGUUAUGAAGCUCACGAUAUAACGGCCAGCGUUCGAGAUUUGCCAACAGUUCGAACGCAUAUGGGUCGUGCCAGAGCAUGGCUUCGCAUUGCAUUGAUGCAAAAAAAAUUGGCCGACUAUUUGCAAGCACUCAUGGAACACAAAGACGAAGCAUUGGCCGAAUACUAUGAACCGCAUGCAUUGAUGAUGAGCGACGAAAUCGUUAUAAUAAUGGGCAUUUUGGUCGGUUUGAAUGUGAUCGACUGCAAUUUAUGUUUCAAAGAGGAAGAUCUAGAUUCACAACAAGGCGUCAUAGAUUUUUCAUUGUAUUUACGAACCAGUUCCCGUGCAAGUCCCGACGAUGAAAAUGUUCAUGUGGCCGCAAUUGAAGGGCCCGCCGGCAAUAUGACAGCUGUAUUAGACCAAAAGAACUAUAUCGAAGAAUUAAAUCGACAUUUGAAUGCGACCGUUGGUAAUUUACAAUCGAAAGUCGAAGGUCUAACCACAACAAAUGCAUUGAUGAAAGAGGAUUUGCAAAUUGCACGAAAUAGUUUAAUGGCAUUGCAAGCCGAAAAUUUGGCAUUGCGUCGAAAUACACAGCAAGGCAAUGACGGUACCAAGAAUGACAAUCCAAACAAUGGUCUCGAUCACAUCGAUCCAGAGAUGGCACAAGCAUUAGCAACCGAAAAAAAGAAGCGAUUAGAUAUUGAACGUGAAUUAGAACUUCAAAUUUCGUUGAAAGCCGAAACGGAAAUGGCCAUGAAGCUGCUUGAAAAAGAUAUCCACGAAAAACAAGAUACAAUAGUCUCGCUUCGGCGUCAACUCGAAGAUAUCAAGCAAAUUAAUUUGGAAAUGUAUAAUAAGUUACAGGAGUGUGAAUCAUCACUGAAGCAUAAAAGCGAAUUAUUGGCAAAACUUGAAUCGCAAAAGGAAACAAUGGCCAAUGUCAUUGUUCAGCUUGAGAAAAAAUAUGCCAAUGAAAUUCAAAGUUUGACAGCGUUACAGGAAACGUCACAAGCUUUAUCGUUGCAAGUAAUUGCAUGUGAAGAGCGUGCAUCACGGUGUGAGACAGAUGUGCGUGUCGAACGUGAAUGGCGUAUUGAUCUUCAAGACAAAGAACAAAAGGCUUUGGCCACAAUCAGUGCAUUGCAAUUGCAAAUCAAACAGCUAAACGAUGAAAUCAAAAAUCACGAUCGAAUGCGCAACGAUCUGGAACGAUUGAAGAAACAAUGGUCGGAGGCGCAAAUCACUCUCGAAGAAUUGGGCAUCCAAUUAAGCGUUAGCAAAUUACAAGUUAGCGAAUUUCAAGAGAAAUUGAAAAAUUCCGAACAAACCACUUCACGGCUUAUCAACAGUGAUUCCAAUGGCAGUGUUUGGACACCGGAUGCAUCAACAUCAAAUUGCAAAAAAUGCGAACGAGAAUUCAGUCUUACGCGACGCAAGCAUCACUGUCGAAAUUGUGGCUUUAUCUUCUGUGCCAGUUGUUCGGCCAGCUGUGCACCACUUCCAAAUGACCAGGGCCAAAUUGGGAAAAAGCCAGUUCGUGUGUGUGAUGGAUGUUGGCAAAUCAUAAAUGCAGCCCGGAUUACAUAAUUGACAACAAUAUAUAAUAGAGUCACGUUCUUUAAAAAAAAAUAUAAAUUACGGUGCAACGACCUCGAAAUCUAUAUGUUUAAUCAUGUUUUGUACAAGUUUACUUAUAUAUUACCAUACAUAUAUAUAUAUAUAUAUUUGAUUAUUAAGAAGUCCAACAAUGUCAAGAGUCAACUUUUGAUAGCAGAGCAACAUUUAAAAGACAUAAGUCAAUUGGAGAAAAAAUUUAGUAGAAAAAUGGAUAAUUUUUUUAUACCGAAAAAGAGAAACGACGAAAACGUUUUUAUACAAAUUUAUAAGAUUUCUGGCUGAAUGAUUAACGAUGCAAAGCAGACAGAAAGCAGAGAGAAAAUCGAAUAUAUUUUGCUACGCAAAAAUGAAUUUUUAAUAAUAAUUUAAUCUGUUGAAAUAUGAAGCAGAUGAAUUAUGCAGAAGAUAAAAUUUUAUUAAAUCGUCAAGACAAGUCCUUUUUAAAAAAUUAUAGAAAUGUUGAAUUAUUCUGAAGUCAAAGAAGUAUAGCAGUUUUCAUUUUA